This is a messenger RNA of Esox lucius (northern pike), 4192 nucleotides long. RefSeq names its product ADP-ribosylation factor GTPase activating protein 2 (gene arfgap2). Gene Ontology annotation, molecular function: GTPase activator activity. Gene Ontology annotation, biological process: COPI coating of Golgi vesicle. The transcript is spliced from 16 exons. Bases 116 to 1768 code for a protein of 550 amino acids. NCBI's taxonomy places the organism in Eukaryota, Metazoa, Chordata, Actinopteri, Esociformes, Esocidae. The record is from RefSeq and is a predicted model, not a curated record.
GUCAUGGAGUGUGAAAAAAAAUAUUGCAGUUGCAGUACUAGCGGUCGAACUUCGCGAACAACCCAGCCUUUUUUUUGAUUCCCACUGGUUACCGUAUCACUGGAAAGGUGGCAAGAUGGCUGCGGAGCCGACCAAGACUGACAUUUUGACUAUUUUUAAAAGACUACGGUCUAUUCCUACUAACAAGGCAUGCUUUGACUGUGCUGCCAAGAACCCCAGCUGGGCCAGUAUACCAUACGGGGUGUUUCUGUGCAUUGACUGCUCUGGCAUCCACCGUUCCCUAGGAGUCCACCUCAGCUUUAUCAGAUCCACUGAGCUUGACUCCAACUGGAACUGGUUUCAGCUGAGAUGUAUGCAGGUUGGAGGCAAUGCCCACGCGACCGCCUUCUUCCGACAGCAUGGCUGCUCAACUAAUGACACCACCGCCAAGUACAACAGCCGCGCUGCACAGAUGUACCGAGAGAAGAUCCGACAGCAAGCCAACACAGCGCUAUCUAAAUACGGGUCGGAUCUCUGGAUUGACUCAUCGAGUGGGAGCAGCCAACAUGCAGCCCCGGAGAAGAAAGAGUCUGACUUCUUUGCAGAGCAUACUCAGCCUUCAAACACCUGGGACGUGACUUCCCCUUCCCUGACAGAGCAGAACGGAGCCCUCACCCCCCAACCAUCAGAGGAGACGCCCAAAAACCCCGACAUCGCCAGUACUCAGCUGGAGGAUGGGCCGAGCAUCGAGGGACUUAGCGGUGAGCCGUCUCCCAGGGUGACUAUGGAGGACUCGAUGCGUUUGUCGUCUGAUCUACCACAGCAAUCCAAAGAUGUGAAGCAGUCCAUCAUUGGGAAGAAGAAGCCCACCACAGCUAAGAAAGGGCUGGGCACAAAGAAGGGACUAGGGGCCCAGAAGGUGAGCAGCAAGAGCUUCACGGAGGUGGAGAGGCAGGCCCAGGUGGCUGAGAAGCUGAAGGAGGAGCAGGUGGCUGAGGCAAAGAAACAGGCGGAGGAGUCCAUUGUGGCCUCCAUGCGCCUGGCCUAUAAGGAGUUGGAGAUCGACAGGAAGAUGGAGGACAAGAAGAUUCAGAACAUGGAAGGAAAGAAGAGGGAGCAGGCUGAGAGGCUGGGAAUGGGCUUUGGCAACCGCAGCACCAUAUCCCACUCCGUGAUGUCAGAGAUGCAGGUCAUUGAGCAGGAAACACCCCUGGGAGCAAAGUCUUCGCCUCGCUCCAAACUGGACAUGUUUGAUGAGCCGGGAUUCACCUCCGGACCGCCUAAGUACAAGGACAACCCAUUCACAGCCGGGGACGCCUUCAGCUCGCGGUGGGACUCCGAUGGGGGCACGGCUUCCUUCACUUCCUCCUGGGCCCUGGAGAAGGAGGAGCCCAGAGAGGAGGUGACCACCUCUAGCAUCCAACCUAUUGGCGAGCGGCCCAGUCGGCGGAAGGCCGAGGUGACACCCGUGGCUGAGUCGAGCGAGGCCCGACAGAAGUUUGCCAAUGCCAAGGCCAUCUCCUCAGACAUGUUCUUCGGCCGGGAGAGCAACGCCGAGUAUGAGGCCAAGACGCGUCUGGAGGGCAUGUCAGGCAGCACGUCCAUCAGCUCUGCUGACCUGUUCGGAGACGCCAGUGACCAAAACACAGGGGCAGGUUAUGACAGUGUUCUGCCAACGGGGCCAGACAUCGCUCAGUUCAAACAGGGGGUGAAGACUGUGGCAGGCAAGAUGGCCGUGCUGGCCAACGGCGUCAUGAACACCAUACAGGAUCGCUAUGGGGCCUACUGACGACACCGGAUGGACGUCUCCCACUUUUCAGAGGGAUUGAUGAUGUCAUAGUGGUGGGGAGGAGAGGGGCGUGGUCAGUCAGUCUUUCUGCUCUGACUGAUCUCUGCUGUGAUUGGAGAAAGGAGGAGAUUGCCUGAAUGGAGGGGGAUCCUACACCCCCCCCCCCCCCCCCAUGUCUGUUCAUGCUCUUUUUAGAGACCAUUUAUAAGAGUGAGACAGUAUUUUCUUUUCUUUUAGUAGACAUUUGUGAUUUAUUUUUGGCAAAGCAAGCAUUGGAAGGUGUAGAAAGUCUUUUUUGACAAAGAAAAAUAUCCAGUGCUUUUUUUCAACUAACGAAUAUUACUUUCUGUACUCUUUCGGUCUCUGAUUUCAAAAGAUAUAUAUAUAUAUUGACUUAAAGUAUCCUCUAAGGACUGUAUGAUAACCAAAUCUCUAAGUUGUGCUAUACUUAUAUAAAUUGUUUUUACGGUUUUCAACUAUUUCUCACAAUUUUAACAGACGGAGCCAUGUAUGUUAAACAAUUCAGCAUUCACCUCAUCAGGAAAGAGAAGCAUUAGUCCCAUUCUGUUGAUUAUUUGUUUUCAUUUUGGCAAAGGUAACUGUGGAUUAAAUUCUCUUUAGUGUUGAAUUCAUUACACAAAGGUUCAUUAUCUAUGAAAUUGUCAGAAUGGGUUAACUCCACACAGCACGAAUGAAAGGCCAACACCUUACAUCUGACUGUCGCAGCCUCCAUCAGUCAGGUGAUGGAAACUGGGUGUAUUUUCUAUUUUUUUGUUGAAACAACAGCCAGUCAAACUUGCAGUGCGAUAUGAGUCGUGUUGGACAAAUGGUUAGCUUUUCACCUUUUACUACUUAGAGUUUGUGUUUUUAUUUUGAAAUAAUGUUUUUUUUUUGUUGUUCAUCCAAACAUGUCCAGUCACAGAGUUUACAGAAUCAGACCGCUCAAACUUUGAAAGCCAUUUUGACCAAUCCUGAGAAACAUGCUUAGAAAUAUUGAAUUAUAACCUGGGUCUGAAUUUACUUCACAUUUGUAGUUAUCCCUUAACAUAAGAUACUUAAGCAUAGGAAGAAAAUAAUGUUUCUGUAUAACCCUGUAUACUGUGGUUUCUUAAACUAGGGGGCGGGACCGGUAGUGGGCCCUGAACAUGAGGUGAGUCACAUAAAAAUAACUAAUAUCACUUUAAUAUGGGUUCCUAAAUUGAGAUUUGUAUGCUAUUAUAAAUAGACUGCGCUCUUAUUUUGGACCGUCUCUUCAAACAAUUCCCAACAGAUAGAACGCACAGACACUUGUCGGGUCGUUCUAAAACCUGUGGCUGGACAGAGCUUAGCUGUUGCUUAACCUCUUGACCUGGCGUCCUAGUGUCUGGUGCUCAACCUAUCAAAAGGAAAGAAUGGGUAGGAAGAGUCUGUCACCGUUGUAUAUUCAGUUGUUGAUAUAUUCAGUUGUUUCAUUAAGAAAUAAUGCCCGAGAAGGGGGUGUUAUCUGGCUGAGCUGUUUUUAGGCACUACUCAUCGGAGUGCCUGGACACAGCACUUAAACCCCCAAGAUGCUUCAAUACUGUUAUCAACUAGUUACAAACAUGAUUAGAGCAGCAAAUUAAUGUCAUAACCGUGGUAUGUGUGUGUGUGUGUAUAUAUAUCUCUCUCUAUAUCAUGGCGAUUGGCCAAUCAGGAUUCGGUCCACCUAACUUAAUGUUAGGAAUAUCAAAGGUCAAAAUUGAAUAUGCUGAAUGGUGUAGUAUAUCAUAUUACAGAGCCAAUGCCAAAUUCCUGUUCUAUAAAAUAAACUUCUAUCUGCCAUCUGGUUAUGUACAGCAUGUGUGGUGUGACAGCCUCAGAGGUGGAACUGCUACCAGUGGUGACACUGCGUCUCAGUAGAUGGCUGCACUUCAGUCCUGCGACUUCAGAAGAACAACACUGAGUUCCACCAAGCACCGUAGCACCUGGUGUGCUUGGUUCAAAGUAAUUUAACAAGCUUGUCUGUUUAUUAUGGGGGUUUGCCUCAUUACAGUUUUUCUGAGUUUUAUUGGUGCUAGCUGAUCAUUCCAAAUCUGAGGCUGUUUCCCAGACUGCAUCUUGGUUUAGCACAAGUUAAAUCUGGUUGAUUGGUGACAGGAAAGGCAUGUUCAGCGUUUGUGGAAAGCUCAAGACAGACUGCCGCUCAACCCACCCCUGACCACUCACAAGUAUAUAUAUUUUCUACAUUAUUUUUAUGAUUGUGGCAUGACCAUGAUGAUGGGUUUGUUUGAACAUUUUCACCCAUGUCCUGAUGUGGCCCUGCCUGUCCAUAUAUGUCCCAUUAGUGAUGAAUAAACCCCUAAAAAAUGACUGUCCAACGGCCCCAUGGAAACAUAAUACAGUUAAUGUAUUGUAGGCAACAAAAAGAGACAUAUUAGAUUUGUGUCAAUAAAGACUGAAAUCCUU